This is a messenger RNA of Scheffersomyces coipomensis, 858 nucleotides long. RefSeq names its product Kti12p (gene KTI12). Gene Ontology annotation, biological process: tRNA wobble uridine modification. The transcript has a single exon. The coding region runs from base 1 to 858 and encodes 285 amino acids. Lineage: Eukaryota; Fungi; Ascomycota; Pichiomycetes; Serinales; Debaryomycetaceae. The record is from RefSeq and is a predicted model, not a curated record.
AUGCCACUUAUAACGUUUUCAGGUUACCCUUCGUCUGGAAAGACUACCUGGGCUAAGAAAUUACAAGCUGCAUUAGAGAAAAGAAUAGCGGAAGCUCAAGAGAAAGAUGAGAUUGGUAAAAACUAUAAAGUGAUAUAUCAUUCUGAUGAAACUCUCGGAAUAUCACCAGAAACCUAUAAAGAUUCUAAUUUAGAGAAACAAGGGAGAGGGAAUCAAUUAUCUGCUGUUAAGAGAGAUCUUUCUCGUUCAAAUUUUGUGAUUUUGGAUUCGUUGGCUUAUAUUAAAGGAUUCAGAUAUCAAUUAUUCUGUGAAGCUAAAGGUGUGGUUACACCUCAUUGUGUGGUUCAUGUGAUGAAUCCAAUAGAGAAAUGUAUAGAAUGGAAUAAACGUUGGGAUGAGGAAUUAAUAAAUCAAUUAUGCAUGAGAUAUGAAGAACCAAAUGGAGAUAGUCGUUGGGAUUCACCUUUAUUUACGAUUAUUGCUGAUUCAGAAGAAGAAACGUUACCCAUAGAAGAAAUUUGGGAUGCAUUGGUGUUAAAGAGACCACCACCACCUAAUGCUGCUACAUUAAUAAAGUCCACCUCAGGGAACGAUUUCCUUCAAGAAUUGGAUAAACAAACUCAAGAAGUUCUUUCCAAAAUCCUUCAACAUCAACAAUUAUCAUCGAUUGGAGGACGUGCUAUUAUAGAUAAGAAUCAAGGAUUAUAUGUUGACAUGCCUGCCAUAUCGGUUUCGACAGCUCAAUUACAGAGAAUGAGAAGAACUUACAUUAGUUUAAAUAGAAUGAGAUCAGUUGAUAUUCCUCGAAUUACACCAUUAUUCGUCGAAUAUAUUAAUAAGAAUCUUGAAGAUAUAUAG